Molecule: messenger RNA, 467 nt
Organism: Camelina sativa (false flax)
Lineage: Eukaryota; Viridiplantae; Streptophyta; Magnoliopsida; Brassicales; Brassicaceae
Source: RefSeq, a predicted model, not a curated record
GAGCUAUCCCUAAACAGGCCUUACAGAUGUGGGUCACACAUCUCGACAGGCUGCCCACACGACAAAGGCUUGCUUCUUGGGGACAGAUCCAAUCCUCCGAAUGCUGUCUCUGCACCAUUGCUACGGAAUCCCGCGACCAUCUGUUUUUGGCUUGUGAGUUCUCCUCCCAACUCUGGAUCAUGGUCUUCACAAGACUCUGUCCCCAACAGCGUCUAUUCAGCUCGUGGGCAGAAUUGCUCUCCUGGACUCGACUUUCCUCUACUACAGCACCAACUCUCCUCCGGAAGCUCGCAACACAAGUGGUAGUAUACAACAUAUGGCGUCAGCGAAACAACGUUCUUCACAACUCCGUGCUCCUGUCGUCACAAGUAGUCUUCAAGUGGAUUGAUCGUGAACUCCGCAACAUUAUCACCACAAGAAUGCAUAUAAAGCGUUGGCGUAAGCUUAUGCUUUUAUGGAUCCGUUAA